Messenger RNA from Schistocerca gregaria, 1995 nucleotides. RefSeq names its product 45 kDa calcium-binding protein (gene myd). The coding region runs from base 555 to 1613 and encodes 352 amino acids. Gene Ontology annotation, molecular function: calcium ion binding. Gene Ontology annotation, cellular component: endoplasmic reticulum. The transcript is spliced from 8 exons. Gene Ontology annotation, biological process: calcium-ion regulated exocytosis. NCBI's taxonomy places the organism in Eukaryota, Metazoa, Arthropoda, Insecta, Orthoptera, Acrididae. The record is from RefSeq and is a predicted model, not a curated record.
UUCUAUUGACAAUAACGCAACACCUGCAGCUCCAACAUUGAAGGAUGGAAGAUACAUGGUUACUACGUAAAAUCAGCUGUCAACAAUUAUCGUUGUUCUGUCAGAAUUAUGCGUAUCCUCUGUGGCAUUUCAGCACUUUCGGAGCGUAAAACAGCAGCGUAAGGCUGCAGAAUUCGUGAUAACGUGCGCUUUGGUAACAUUCGUAUGCUUUUGAUUUUCGCCUCGACACAAUACGAGAACAAUGACGCUUCGGAGAUGCUUAGUACUAAAGCAAGACACAAUGCCUACCGUGUUAGUUAACGUGCAGUGCGUAAAUUGUGAAAAUGUCAGUUUCGUAAAGUGAAAAAAUGCAGGAAAGGGUAAAGAGCCCAGCGACCUAAUGCUUUUCGUUUCAUCACAAGUGAUUACAAAAAUAAAGGCGGGGACAUUUGAAAAUCAUUAUCGGUCACAUCAUACUAUUAGAAAAACACUUUUGAAGAAGAGGUUAGAACUGCAGGACAAAGUCAAUUUAUCGAGAGACGUUUGCGUUACAGGCACCCCUUGCCUUGAUCAGCAUGAACAGAGAAAGUCACCAACUUAAAUGCAGUUGUUGCCAGUGUAAAAGAUUUGCAGUUCUUGUUCCAUGUAUUUUAUAUACAGGUCUGGUAGUCUUAGCUUUCGCUGCUCCAAUUUCUUUGAGAUCAUCAUCACUGAGAGUAUAUGACGAAGCAGUGGUGCUAGGAUACCGGAGUCUGGAAUCACUACAUGACCAUGGUAGCAGCAAUCCACCGCUUCUCCUCGAUGAUAAUAGCUUGAAUGAUGAUCCUCGGCAGUCGCAGGAGAUACUAAAAAAUGUCUUCAACAGAGCAGACCGUGACCACGAUGAACGCCUAACGCUUUUGGAGCUGUCCGACUGGAUUGAUAUUCGCAUCCGGGAGCAUAUCGACCAGGCCUUACUAGAAAAUGAGAUACUUUUUACUGCCAUAGACGUACAACCUAGGGAUGGAUCAGUUAGCUGGGAUGAAUAUCAUCGGUAUUUCCUUAAGCAACAUGGACUCAGUCAUCAGUAUGCAGCGAAGCAUGAUGAGAAACACCACAACUUGGCACGCUCCAUAAAAGAGACCAUCAUGAGAGACAGAGCAUCAUGGUCUGAGGCUGCUCGAUCCGAUCCUGAACGUCUAACUCUGGAUGAAUUUCUUGCAUUCCGCCAUCCUGAAUCCAGCCGUGCCACUGUCAUGUCUUUGGUUGAGGAGCUACUUGACAAAUUUGAUCAUGAUGGUGACGAGUUCCUGACAGAGGAGGAAUUCUCGAGUCUUCCACAACAACAGCUAGGGCUAGCUGCUGCUGCAGCUGCUGAUGAUAGUGCGGGCAAUGUAGUGGAAGAACAACGACGAUCAGAAUUUCGGCAGUUAGUGGAUCGAGACAGAGAUGGACGAGCUGAUCGCCACGAACUGUUGAUGUACAUGGACCCACGAAAUCCACGACACGCACGUCAGGAAGCUUCGCAGUUGCUUCAGCUUGCUGACACAGAUGCAGAUGGCGCUGUGAGUCUAAUGGAAGUACUGGCUCAUGCAGGACCCUUCCUCAACAGCAAGAUGGUCGAUACAGCUCGAUCUUUCCAUGAUGAGUUCUAGAUGAAUAAUGAAAUGAGGAGACUGUACAUUCAGAAAUGUAAACUGUAUUGAUGUAUUAAGUAUGAUGUCGAUUAACAAACUUUACUAUGUUUGAAUUAUUUGUGUUUGGAUUACUGCACAAGCAACUGAAAAAACCUUGAUGAACUGAAGUUUUGCAUUCUUUUAAUAUCUUGAAUCCCAUUAUAAGAUUUUGGAACUGACAAUUUAUUAAAUGAUUAGCUAUUUGUUCACCAGUAAGGGGGCUGAAUUACCUGAAUAACUAUCCGUCUGAAGUUGAGAUGGAAUUGAAUUUAACUGUUUGUCGUGUGUCAUUACAAGUAUGGUUCCCCACUUGUAUCUGUAGCAUCUUUUCAUCACCCAUUAAAUAUUCAGCAGAAAGCUA